AAAUGGAGGCGUGGAUACGACGCAUGCGCGCUCCGUCCACAACUAUCCAGUCCCGUCCACAAGCGCAGACAUCAACAAGAGAGCGGGUUACUGAUGCGGGUUGAUUUUCAUAAUAGUCACAUCGUAACGACGCGCUACAAGAACCAGUACUUUCCAUCGGCUUCACGCAACUUACUGCAACAAGAUGUUUGGCUUCCAUAAGCCGAAAAUGUACCGGAGUCUGGACGGAUGCUGCAUCUGCCGCGCAAAGUCGUCCAGCUCCCGGUUCACGGACAGCAAGCGAUACGAGAAGGACUUCAGGAGCUGCUUCGGGCUGAGCGAGACGCGGUCCGGUGAAAUCUGCAAUGCCUGCGUUCUCCUGGUGAAGCGGUGGAAGAAACUACCUGUGGGGACCAAGAAGAACUGGAACCACGUGGUGGAUGCGAGGGGAGGCCCCAGCUUAAAGAUCACUUCCAGGCCCAAGAAGAUAAAGUCCAUCUCCAAGAAAGCCCGGCCGACCCAGAUCAGCAGGCUGCAGAAGGAGCUCAAACGAAACAAUUCGGAUGCUCACAGCACCACCUCCAGUGCCUCUCCAGCUCAGUCUCCCAGCUACAGCAACCUGUCAGACGACGGCUCUGACACGGAGCUCAGCCCCGGAUCCAGCCGCUCCCCUGUUUUCUCCUUUCUGGACCUCACGUACUGGAAGAGGCAAAAGGUGUGCUGUGGAAUAAUCUACAAGGGGCGAUUCGGGGAGGUGCUCAUCGACCCCCAUUUGUUCAAACCGUGCUGCCGCAACAAGCGACCGCAGCAGCAGCAAGAGGAGGAGGAAGACGAGGAAGAGGAGGAGGAUGAAGAGGAAGAGGAGGGCCAGGUGGGCAUAGACAACACUGAGCAAAAGUCCCAGACAGAAGAGGGUCCAAAGGAGACGCCGAUGUGUGAGCAAAAUGCAGAGCUCCAGCCAGGAGUGUGCCAGUAGCGAAGGAAGGGAGUAGUGGGGUAGCCGAGGUUCACACCACACUUAUGAAGUAAUCUUGGGGAGCUGUGUUUUUGUUCUCUUUGGGUUUUUUUUUUUCACGAGCACUUGCAGAAAGAAGUUGCCUCAGAUUGCCUUCAAUCAUAAAGCAGCUGAAAAUCCUUGGUCUUCUCCAUGAUACUUUUGGAGGUUUGUUUAUUAUGUUUAAAUGGUAAUUUAUGGACUGUUGUUUCCUCAGUGUCUCUUCUUUUUCUGUAUUUAAUAUUCUUACCAUCCUGAUGAUGGACCAUUAUCUACGGUGUUCUUGAUUUACUUUAGAUGAAAUGCUGGAGCUCUAGUUUGCUGGUACAUCGAACAGAUUUUUAUUCCAAAACGCAAUAGAUCCGCUUACCUACAGGAAAAGGUGCUACAGUACAUGGAAUUCAUUGCUCACCGCUGAACCCAUCUUUAAUGUGGAUGAUCUGGGAGCAUACACGUCAACAUGACUGAUUUCAUGUCAUGACAUUUGCUUUUUCUUGUUCAGAGUGUCUUCUGUUGAAAUGGUGGAUGCCUCGUUUUGGAAUGAAUGACUCUCCUUUACAUUAACAGAGCACAGACCUGUACAGUAGCCCCCUGUGUUUGUCUAUUCAUAUUACCAUUCACUCCUAUCAAAGAGUUUGUUUGUAGACUGGAUUAGUGUCGCUCUGUGCAAAUACAUACAUGGGUCUCAUUUAAAUAAGGCCUAUUCACAGCUUCAACAGCAAAUACACCAGCCUUAAUUAUGUGUUACAGACAGCGCUAGUGUUAAUUCUGGAUUGGUAUUACGGGACAAAAAGAGACAGUAGCUAUAUUUAUUGUGGCCUCAGCAACACAUAGUGCAUUUUGCAUGAAUGGAAAGCCGCUCAUCCAAAAGACCUAAUGAUCUGAUGCAUGAGUCUACUAAAAUUGCAUGGCCUUAUAUAAACUGUAAAUCUUACUUUUAUUUUUUUUUGAUCAAUUGCUCUGAAGGUCUAACUUAUUUUUGUAUGUAAAAAGAAAAAGGAACAAUAAAAGUAUCAUUGCUUAAUAAUACCACACAAUAUGACAGCAAAACCCAUGAUCGGUCUAUAGUCAGUCCGCAAUAUCGAUACCAGUAUCAGUGAUUUCCCUCAUUUAUAGUUCAGUGUACGGUAACAUACUUUAUACAAGCUGAAAUUCUAUGCCAUUGCCUUUUUAUAUACCACAAAUGUGUUGUGAUAUAUAGCCUAAUAUUACUUUAUUUAUCAAAUAAAAGCCAAAGCACAUUGAAAUUUCACCCAAUGUCAAUUCAAUGCAGGUUUUCUAUGGACACUUGUGCUUGUCCGAGGUCAUUUGUAUGUAUGUUUAUGGUCUUCUAAGAACGAACACUAAUAGGAUCUUUCAUACAUUUGAUGGUGUAGUUGGGAGCAGAGGGUGUGUUCUGUACAUACGGGUUGGGUGAGCCACGCGGCUCAUACGUGGGUUUCAUUAUUUAUUUAUUUCAUAUUUAUUUGUAUCACUGCUUCCCUGCUUAGAAGUGUAAUACUAUGAAUUCUUUUCAUAUUUAGCUUCUGCGUCAUAUGGUUUUGAACAUUGGAAAUCAAAUGUAAUUUUUCACGCAGGCUUUGUUUAACAUUGCGUUGAAUUACUGGUUGUCAAUAUUUGUGAAAUGUUGUGUAUUUAUUUACUCAUCAGUUGAGUUGUGUGCAACCUGGCUAAUUCAGUAUCAUCAUUUUCUGUAUCACGUAGACUGAAACGAAUGAUAGAACCAAACUGUACUUUCUCCCUGUUUAGCCUGUGGCUUAAAAUGUUACAGAAUAUUAGGAUACGUUACUCUAGACUUGCAUGCCCUGUUGCUAUGCAUUUACUUAGCUUACGAGUUAGACAAAGCAGUUUUGUAUUUUUUAUACAUCAUGUACUUUUUUUACUUGUCCCUUAAUAAAAGUAAUUUUGUGAGUUUUCUGGAA
Messenger RNA from Betta splendens (Siamese fighting fish), 2895 nucleotides. It is a transcript of the gene sinhcaf, whose product is annotated as SIN3-HDAC complex associated factor. The record is from RefSeq and is a predicted model, not a curated record. The transcript is spliced from 6 exons. Lineage: Eukaryota; Metazoa; Chordata; Actinopteri; Anabantiformes; Osphronemidae. Gene Ontology annotation, biological process: negative regulation of cell migration. Bases 185 to 955 code for a protein of 256 amino acids.